AUGGGUUCUGUCUCAAAUGGAGUUUCCAACACUGUCCCUGCUCUCUUCAGCUCCUCUCCUUUACCACCUCCUGCAACUGUUCUAAGCUUGAAUUCUGGAGCUGGCUUCGAGUUUCUCGAUAACCAAGACCCUCUUGUUACCUCAAACUCUAAUCUCCAUAGCCAUCAUCACCUCUCAAACGUUUCUUCAUUCAACACCUCUUUCGAGGGUCUGGUUACACCGGCUUGUUUUGGUAAGAAGAGAGGCCAAGAGUCCAAUGAAGGUUCAGGGAAUAGAAGACACAAGCGUAUGAUCAAGAACAGAGAAUCUGCUGCUCGUUCCAGAGCUAGGAAACAGGAAUGUGCCUCUCUUCUCCUAAACUUCUACUCCUGUCAAUCAAAGGGAAGAAAAGAAAUGCAGUUUUGCCAUCAAAAUGCUUAUGAUCUAAAAAAAAGGUUUUUGGGUUUUGAUUCUCAUUUGCAGGCUUAUACAAAUGAGUUAGAGCUUGAAGUUGCUCACCUGCAGGCAGAAAAUGCAAGACUCAAUAGACAACAAGAGCAGUUAAGAAUGGCGGCAGCAAAUCAGCAACCCAAAAAGAACACACUUCGAAGGUCUUCCACAGCUCCAUUUUGA
This is a messenger RNA of Arabis nemorensis, 612 nucleotides long. NCBI's taxonomy places the organism in Eukaryota, Viridiplantae, Streptophyta, Magnoliopsida, Brassicales, Brassicaceae. The record is from the annotation of a GenBank genome assembly.